Messenger RNA from Esox lucius (northern pike), 5071 nucleotides. It is a transcript of the gene rereb, whose product is annotated as arginine-glutamic acid dipeptide (RE) repeats b. Gene Ontology annotation, molecular function: sequence-specific DNA binding; transcription corepressor activity; zinc ion binding. The record is from RefSeq and is a predicted model, not a curated record. The transcript has 17 exons. Gene Ontology annotation, cellular component: nucleus. NCBI's taxonomy places the organism in Eukaryota, Metazoa, Chordata, Actinopteri, Esociformes, Esocidae. Bases 167 to 3961 code for a protein of 1264 amino acids. Gene Ontology annotation, biological process: regulation of DNA-templated transcription.
GGCUGAUCGUGGGGGCUGAGGUCAUUGCACAGCUUAGUGGUAGGGGAAAAAAUCGUCUCCUCGUAGCCUCCAUUUUGAGUUGUAUGAAAUAGAGGAAUAGCAUAGUUUGUAUCGACCACUACGCUGGCAGUGUCAACAUAAAAACGACACCUAAAGAGCCUCCGACAUGGACGACCUGUUCAGUCCGAGAAGGAGCCUGAACAGCACACAAGGGGAGAUCAGAGUGGGAUCAAGUCAUCAGGCUAAGCUUCCCGAGCUUCAACCACGCCCUACGUUUGUUGUGCAAAACCAGACAGAGAAUGAAGAGCUGGUGUGGAUGCCAGGGGUCAAUGAUUGUGACCUCCUCAUGUACCUCAGAGCUGCCAGGAGCAUGGCAGCAUUUGCAGGGAUGUGUGAUGGAGGAUCCACUGAGGAUGGGUGUUUGGCAGCCUCCCGAGAUGGCACCACACUGAACGCUUUGAACAUGUUACAUGCAAGCCGCUACGAUGCAGCUAAAGCUCUCCAGCGCCUAGUGAAGAAACCUGUGCCCAAACUCAUUGAGAAAUGUUGGUCAGAGGAUGAUGUGAAGCGGUUCAUCAAAGGUUUAAGGCAGUAUGGGAAGAAUUUCUUCAGGAUUCGCAAAGAGCUGCUGCCCAACAAGAAAACGGGUGAGUUGAUCACAUUCUAUUACCACUGGAAGAAGACGCCCGAGGCGGCAGGCACCCGUCCCUACCGGCAGCACCGCAGGCAGCCAUCCUCCCGCAAGGCCAAGACUCGAGCCACCGCUGCCACUGUGAACACCCCAUCCAGGUCCCAGUCCAUGGAUGUGAGUUCGCCCAGCGAGGAUGACCUGGACAGUGAGGACAGUGAGCAGGGCACCUGUGGACACUGUGCCACAACCACUUUAAUUUCAGCCUCUAAGGACUGGCAGCAUGGAGGCCGGGAUAACAUCCUUCUGUGUACCAACUGCCGUACCUACUACAGUAAACAUGGCCGUCUGCCUCCCGGCCCCAAGCCAGCUGACCCGCCCUUCAUGUUCAAACCUGUCAAAGAGGAAGAGGAGGGCAACGGAAAGCACGGCAUGAGGACACGUCGUAGCAGAGCACCGUUGUCGUCACUAAGAAGUGGCCACAAGAGGCUGACAGGCUCUCCAACCAGUGAGGACCAACACUCCAGUAGCCAUCCGUCUCCCGUCCCCAGUGGAGCUAGCUCCACCUCCAACACAUCCAGAACCUCCUGCUCAGACAAGACUGACUCCAUAAAGAAGCCUGGCAAGAAGAUAAAGGAAGAGGCGCCCCUACCAAAGAGUACCAAACGUUCCAGGGAGAGUGCAGCCCAGGACCGAGAGGAGCCUGAGAGAACACCAACUAAAAGGACCAAGACACAGCAGGGGGAGCAGGCUGAUUGCCGGUCGGAGGGUGACGGGGAGGCCGAAGCCGAGGGGGGUGAGGUGGAAGAGGAGAGCUGCUCGGACAGCCGCAGUGCCCAGGACGACGGCAGCAGCGACACCAAAGACAUCGACCAGGACAACCGCUCGUCCUCCCCCAGCAUCCCCAGCCCUCACCGGGGCAACGAGGGCAACGAGAGCGACUCGGACUCCUCCGCCCCCCAGCACCAGGGGGCCCGCCAGGCGGUGGCCGAGGCCGUCUGCGCCUCCGCUGCUGCCCUGGCUGAGGCACCGAGCUCACAGACUGUUGCUCCCCCACAGCCUGUGGCCCCCACCCCGUCCCUGCCCCGCCCGGGUUCCUCCGCAGAGCCCGGCCCGGCCCAGGCACCCCCCUCCCCAGAGCCCGUCCGUCCGUCAGCUGCCUCGGCUCAUGCCGGUCAGUCAGCUGGCUAUCCGGCAGGUCCCCAGCACGGCCGACCCCAACCACCCCCCCCUCACCCUCUGUGUGGCUCUUCGCCCCUGCCUCCACCUCUGGGACAGGCCAUUCAUCUUCCGUCUCCUGCAUUCCAGGGCCCUCUUCCUUCCCCGGGGUCUCUUGCUCCGACCCAGCCCCUCCUCCACCACGGUGUUCCGGCCCAAGGCCCCCACCCGCCUCGACCCCCUCCCCACUUCUCCAGGGACCCCCCCUUCCCCCAGGCCCUGCCCCUCACCCCUGGGCCUCAAAUCAAACCACCUCCGACCACGCCCAUUCCUCCGUCGCACAAACAGCCACCCCACCACCCUUCUUCCCUGGCUCCCCCUUUCCCACAGAUGCCGUCCAACCUGCCCCCUCCGCCGGCCCUGAAGCCCCUCAACUCCCUGCCCAACCAGCACCCUCCUGGAGCCCCACCCCCACCCCUCCAGCUCAUGCCCCAGUCUCUGCCUGUGCAGCAGGGCCUCCCGCCCCAGCCUCCUGUACUAACUCAGCUGCAGAACCUCCCGGGGAGAGGCGGCCACCCACACUCUACCCUGCCCCCCUCUUCUGUCCCCUCUUCCUCCUCUCCCUCCACCAUGGGUCCAGUCCCUGGACUCCAGCCCUCCUUCCCCUCCCUGCCCCUGCGCCCCACGCCUGGAAACCCCAUUGGAAUGGCAGGGACACACGUACAGAUUAAAGAGGAGCCAUUGGAUGAGUGCGAGGAGCCUGAGAGCCCACCCCCUCCACCCAGGAGUCCAUCGCCAGAGCCGUCUGUUGUCCAUAUUGCCAGCCAUGCCAGCCAAUCAGCACGGUUUAUCAAACACUGGGAACGGGGCUACAACUCCUGCUCCAGAACAGACCUGUUCUUUACACCCCUGGCCUCGUCCAAGCUGGCCAAGAAAAGAGAGGAGGCUGUAGAAAGGUCCAAGAGGGAGGCUGAGCACAGCGCCCGAGAAAGGGAGAGGGAGAAGGACAGGGAGAGAGAGAGGGAAAGGGAACGAGAGAGGCAGGAGGAGAAAAAUGCUAGAGCGUCGAGCUCGUCCCACGACAGCCGUAUGAGUGACGUCCAGAUGUCCGGCCCGGUCCACAUGCGCUCUUCCUUUGAGCAGCCCCCCGCCAGCGUGGCCGCGGUGCCCCCUUACAUCGGGCCCGACACGCCGGCGCUGCGCACCCUCAGCGAGUACGCCCGACCCCACGUCAUGUCGCCCACCAACCGCAACCACCCCUUCUUCGUGUCGCUGUCCCCCGGGGACCCCCUGCUGGCCUACCACAUGCCUGGCCUGUACGCGGCCGAGCCCAGCCUCCGAGAGAGGGAGCUCCGUAACCUCCGGGAGAGGGAGCUCCGUGAGAGGAUGAAGCCCGGCUUCGAGGUCAAGCCGCCGGAGAUGGACGCUAUGCAUCCGUCGGCCAAUCCCAUGGAGCACUUCGCGCGGCACGGAGCCCUGGCCCUGCCCCACAUCGCCGGGCCGCCCCACCACCCCUUCGGCCACUUCCACCCGGCCAUGCAGAACCACCUGGAGCGGGAAAGGCAAGCGAUGGCGCUGGCCGGACCCCAGAUGCGCCCGGAGCUGAGUUACGCCGAGCGCCUGACCGCCGAGAGGCUCCACGCCGAGAGGAUGGCGUCUGUGGCUAACGACCCGGCGGCCAGGCUGCAGAUGCUCAACGUCACUCCACACCACCACCAGCACUCCCACAUCCACUCACACCUCCACCUGCACCAGCAGGACCCACUGAAUCAAGGUGAGGAUGAUGUGUGUUACUGUUACCCAGGUAAUGGCCCCCACCCCCUGGACCCCCUGGCUCCGGGGCCCCGAAUGGCCCGCUUCCCCUUCCCCGGGGGCCCCAUACCCAACCCUCUGCUCAACGACCUGCCCCACGACCACGACAUGAUGCGGCACCCGCUGUUCGCCUACGCUGCUGUAGCAGGGGCGGGGUACCCCCGCGAGCUCCAGGGUCCCAUCCCCCAGAUGUCCGCAGCCCACCAGCUCCAGGCCAUGCAUGCUCAGUCCGCCGAGCUGCAAAGGCUGGCAAUGGAGCAGCAGUGGCUGCAUGGACACCACCACCUACAACACGGUGGGGCUCUGCCCGGGCAGGAGGAUUACUACAGUCGUCUGAAGAAAGAAGGUGAUAAGCCAUCGUGAGAAACCUUGAAAAUACAUCAAGAGAUUGUAAUGCUGUGUACUUUUGACAUACAUUAUGUGAGAACUAAUGUUAGUGUCCCCUUUUUCUAUUAAUCUAAAUGUAAUUCAGAAUUAAGAAUCUUUGUGGAUCCGUAUGCUUGUUUCUUGCUAAGCACUUAAAGGAAUAGCUUACCCCCAAAUCCUCAGAGUUUGUGAGACUUUUUCAUAGCUAAGUAAUGGUCUUAUAAAAAUAUUACAGCUGAGCAGAGUUUAUUGUCCGUGACAUUUGUUUUUCUAAAUGCUUUAAAUGUUUUCACCUGAUAUGGAUUUUGUAGCUUUUUGAUUUCCCCUAACUCAAUACAACGUAUAUUGUGCGUGAUCUACACGAUAGAUAGGGUGGAAUAAGGUUCUUCUGUGGAGUUAUGAAUAUGUCUUUCACAAACUUUGAUUUGGGAGGUGAACUAUCCUUUUAAUUUCUAAACAAUCUGACUGAUCUUGUACAAAACUACAUUUCAUAUUAGAUGUUUGGAUGAUUGACUGUAAUAACCUUGCAUGACUGUUUCCCGUUUGAUUUUCAUAAGAACUUAGAGUAGCGAGUUACAUUGUUUAUUUGUGUUUAGGCAACAAAAAAAGCAUAGUAGAUUAAUUUUAUUCUAUAACUGCUAAAUAUUUGUCUAAACCCUAAAGUUUUAUAUAUUUCAAGAUAUGUUUUCACAAUUUAACCUAAGCUCUGACACAUACAGUACAUUUUUGAGAUUGUAAAUAAUAUAUGUUCAAUAUUCUAUAUUAUUAACUAUGAUUAUUAUUCAUAUUAGGUGUGAGCUGGCACAAUAAAGUUAAAUUAUUUAGCUAUAUACACUCACAAUAUAUAGCAUUAUAAAGAAAAGGGAGUUAACACAGAAAAUUCGACCUUGGAGAUUCACUAUUGUCACCCCAGACAGAAAACGGUGUUAAGAACAGUGGAUCCAGUUAGUAAUAUAGUUUUGGUUUGACGAAGCAGACAAACAUUUAAACCUUGGCAUCCUUACCAUGGACAAACCCUGUUUGAGUAUUUAUGGGCAAUAAUAAUAAUAUGGAAAAACAAAAUGUAUGCAUUGCAUAUUUAUUUGAAUAAAUCAUUCUGCAAUAACA